CAGGCGGACAGGUAGCAGACCACCACGCGGAUGCAGACUCGUGGUCUGCACCAACCAAGACUCACCCGUGAUAUGUGAUCUGGCACUUGUAUUGUAUCGAUGGUGGUUCGACGCUGUUUGUCGGAGACCGGCUUAUUGCUUUUGGUCCUGUUGACCAGCUGUGGUGGGAUACCGCUGAAACACUCUUCUGCACAUGGGGAAAGGGGAGCAGAGCGCCCAACGGGAUUCGGAGGAUUCGACCGUGAUGAUGCGGAGGUUUACCUCAAUUUCUCGCGGAUAGCAUACUGCGAAGAUGGCAUGAUUGAGGAUUGGAGCUGUAAGAUAUGCCAGGACAUGCGGGGUUUCCAAACCUACUUUGUCAAUGCGGAGAAGCUUGUCUCGAGGCAUGUUGGAGUGUUUGUUGGAUACUAUGAACCCUUGAACACGGCAGUCGUGUCUUUCCGAGGGACGGACUACCUCAUCAACUGGGUGCAAGACCUGGAAUACUACAAGGUGGACACAAAGUUUUCAGCUUGCGACUCAGCGGACGAUGGAAGGCAGAGGCAUCAUCACUGCAGGGUUCACUCGGGCUUCUUCCAAGACUGGCAGUCCGUCAAGAUGAAUGUCUUCAACGCGACGACUGCGGUUCUGAAAGACCAUCCCGACUCUGCUAUGAUGGUGACGGGUCACUCCCUUGGUGCUGCUCUUGCCGCUCUGUGCUCGUUGGAGCUCUCCAUGCUCUUCAACCGCACGGACAUCGGGCUGUACAGCUUCGGGGAGCCGCGCGUGGGGAACAAGUUUUUUGCGGAUUUCUUCGCUGAGAGGGUUCCGAGGACGAGCAGGAUAGUCCACCAGGACGACGUUGUUCCUCACCUUCCGCCACAGGGGAAGGGCGUCUUCCUCCUGACGGACUUCCAUCACCAUCCCACGGAGAUCUGGCAGACAGGAAGCAAGGACGAUGACUUUGUCAUCUGCGACCAGACCGGGGAAGAUCCCAAGUGUUCCAACUCUCUGCCUCAGUGGGACCGAAGCAUUGAGGCGCACCUUUGGUAUCUUGGGUUUCCAAUCCAUUGCGACGGAAUUCGACAUGUGGCAAAGAAGCGUCCUAAUGAUAGCGCGUCCGAUUCUCGGAGCACAUGAGAGUUGACUUUUUGUAGAGUGUGUCAAUAUACAAACAGCCGAAUUUC
This is a messenger RNA of Guillardia theta CCMP2712, 1166 nucleotides long. Its product is annotated as lipase. Bases 100 to 1119 code for a protein of 339 amino acids. Gene Ontology annotation, biological process: lipid metabolic process. The record is from RefSeq and is a predicted model, not a curated record. Lineage: Eukaryota; Cryptophyceae; Pyrenomonadales; Geminigeraceae. The transcript is spliced from 2 exons.